Messenger RNA from Pyrus x bretschneideri (Chinese white pear), 2246 nucleotides. Its product is annotated as heat shock 70 kDa protein 1. The record is from RefSeq and is a predicted model, not a curated record. Gene Ontology annotation, biological process: cellular response to unfolded protein; protein refolding. NCBI's taxonomy places the organism in Eukaryota, Viridiplantae, Streptophyta, Magnoliopsida, Rosales, Rosaceae. Gene Ontology annotation, cellular component: cytoplasm. Bases 65 to 2011 code for a protein of 648 amino acids. The transcript has 2 exons. Gene Ontology annotation, molecular function: misfolded protein binding; ATP hydrolysis activity; ATP-dependent protein folding chaperone.
GCCACAGUUGUUUUUCGCCUUCUUUUUAUUUCAUUCACCGUCGACAAAACCCUAGAUUGAUACAAUGGCCGGUAAAGGAGAAGGUCCGGCCAUCGGAAUCGAUCUCGGCACCACAUACUCAUGCGUCGGUGUUUGGCAGCACGACCGUGUAGAGAUCAUCGCCAACGACCAGGGUAACAGAACCACCCCGUCGUACGUUGCUUUCACUGAUACCGAGCGGUUGAUCGGAGAUGCCGCUAAGAAUCAGGUCGCCAUGAACCCCAUCAACACCGUCUUCGAUGCUAAGAGGUUGAUUGGUCGUAGAAUUUCUGAUGCCUCUGUCCAGAGCGACAUGAAGUUGUGGCCGUUCAAGGUUACCUCCGGCCCUGGUGACAAGCCCAUGAUCGGAGUCUCCUACAAGGGAGAAGACAAGCUCUUUGCCGCCGAGGAAAUCUCGUCUAUGGUUCUCAUCAAGAUGCGUGAGAUCGCCGAGGCCUACCUUGGCAGCACCAUCAAGAACGCUGUUGUCACAGUCCCUGCCUACUUUAAUGAUUCCCAGCGUCAGGCCACCAAGGAUGCCGGAGUUAUUGCUGGAAUCAAUGUCCUCCGUAUCAUCAAUGAGCCCACAGCUGCUGCCAUUGCUUAUGGUCUUGACAAGAAGGCCACCAGCGUUGGUGAGAAGAAUGUCUUGAUCUUCGAUCUUGGAGGUGGUACUUUUGAUGUGUCUCUACUCACCAUUGAGGAGGGUAUUUUCGAGGUCAAGGCCACAGCCGGUGACACACAUUUGGGAGGAGAAGAUUUUGACAACAGAAUGGUGAACCACUUUGUUCAGGAGUUCAAGAGGAAGAAUAAGAAGGAUAUCAGCGGCAACCCCAGAGCCCUCAGGAGGUUGAGGACAUCUUGUGAAAGGGCAAAGAGAACCCUCUCUUCCACCGCUCAGACCACCAUUGAAAUCGACUCCCUUUACGAGGGUAUCGAUUUCUACUCCACCAUCACCCGUGCCAGAUUUGAGGAGUUGAACAUGGAUCUUUUCAGGAAGUGUAUGGAGCCAGUUGAGAAAUGUUUGAGGGAUGCCAAGAUGGACAAGAGCACCGUCCACGAUGUCGUUCUUGUUGGAGGAUCCACCCGUAUUCCUAAAGUACAGCAGCUUCUUCAGGACUUCUUCAACGGCAAGGAGCUCUGCAAGAGCAUCAACCCUGAUGAGGCUGUCGCCUAUGGUGCUGCCGUCCAGGCUGCCAUUCUCAGUGGAGAGGGCAACGAGAAGGUCCAGGACCUUCUUCUGUUGGAUGUUACCCCUCUUUCCCUCGGAUUGGAAACUGCCGGAGGUGUCAUGACUGUGUUGAUCCCCAGAAACACCACCAUCCCCACCAAGAAGGAACAGGUCUUCUCAACCUACUCCGACAACCAGCCCGGAGUCUUGAUUCAGGUGUACGAAGGAGAAAGAACAAGAACCAGGGACAACAAUUUGCUCGGAAAGUUCGAGCUCUCCGGAAUCCCACCAGCACCCAGAGGAGUACCCCAGAUCACUGUCUGCUUCGACAUUGACGCUAACGGUAUCUUGAAUGUCUCCGCCGAGGACAAGACCACCGGACAAAAGAACAAGAUCACAAUCACCAACGACAAGGGCAGGUUGUCCAAGGAGGAGAUUGAGAAGAUGGUUCAGGAGGCUGAGAAGUACAAGUCGGAGGACGAAGAGCACAAGAAGAAGGUGGAGAGCAAGAACGCCUUGGAGAACUAUGCCUACAAUAUGAGGAACACCAUCAAGGACGAGAAGAUUGGGGCCAAGCUGCCGCCGGCCGACAAGAAGAAGAUCGAGGACUCGAUCGAGACUGCCAUCCAAUGGUUGGACAGCAACCAGCUGGCGGAGGCCGAUGAGUUUGAAGACAAGAUGAAGGAGUUGGAGAGCAUCUGCAACCCAAUCAUCGCCAAGAUGUACCAGGGAGCUGGGGGCGACGGUGCCGGCCCAGUUGAUGAGGAUGAUGCUCCACCUAGUGCCAGCGGCCCAGGCCCCAAGAUCGAGGAGGUCGACUAAGUUUUUUGCUGCAGGGGUGAAUGUCGUUUUUUGGGAAUUAUGAAUUAGGUGUAUGGGAACUUAAUAUUUUUAUGUUUUAUUUGGGGCCUUGAAAUUAUAUAUCAAUGCCUAUUUUUCUAUUUUGCGGAACCUUUUAUGUUGUGCCGCUGGUAAAUUUUUGCCGGGGGCUUAUUUUUUCAACUUUUUAAUUUGUACUUUUUUAGCCAGUUUUAAUGGAAUAUUCUUUUGGCUAUAA